AAAUUUUUUGCAGCGUUUUGAAGGGAUCCUAAAAUACGUGAAAGUUCACAUUAGUUUUAUUACAAUUAUCGCUAAAGAAAUUGUAGAAUCAUUAGCAAAUUGUUAAUUAAGUAUUGCAAAUCAGCUUUGCAAUUAAUAUAUUAAUUUUCUCUGCUAAAGUAUGGGUUCCAAUGAACGAGAAUCGCGGUCUUCAGAGUCACGUUCAGAUGAUCCACUAAAUGACGGCAUGGUGCCAUCAAAAAAAUCUCGCUCGGAUUCGGGCAAGUCCUCGGAACCGAAAAUUCCAUACAUUUCGCAGCCAAUUUAUGAUCUGAAACAGACAGGCGAUGUGAAAUUCGGUCCUGGUACACGUUCGGCACUACUUGGCCUAUUGGGUGGUGCACUACCAAAACUCAGUUCCGAUCAACAUGACACGGUCAGUAAGGCUAAAAAAUAUGCCAUGGAGCAAAGUAUUAAAAUGGUAUUAAUGAAACAAACAUUGGCGCAUCAGCAGCAACAAUUGGCAUCACAACGUACACAGGUGCAGCGUCAGCAAGCACUCGCCCUCAUGUGCAGAGUAUAUGUCGGCAGUAUUUCAUUUGAAUUAAAAGAGGAUACCAUACGCGCGGCUUUUCUACCUUUUGGCCCAAUAAAAUCGAUCAACAUGUCUUGGGAUCCCAUCACUCAGAAGCACAAAGGUUUCGCCUUUGUUGAAUAUGAAAUUCCUGAAGGUGCACAAUUAGCAUUGGAGCAAAUGAAUGGCGCAUUAAUGGGUGGCCGUAACAUUAAGGUGGGCCGGCCUAGUAAUAUGCCACAAGCACAGCAAGUUAUUGAUGAGAUACAAGAGGAAGCAAAGAGUUUCAAUCGCAUUUAUGUUGCCUCCAUACAUCCAGAUUUAUCCGAAGAGGAUAUCAAAAGUGUUUUUGAAGCAUUUGGUCCUAUUUUAUAUUGCAAAUUGGCGCAGGGAACAUCAUUGCAUACACACAAAGGUUAUGGUUUCAUUGAAUAUGCCAACAAACAGGCAAUGGAUGAAGCUAUCGCCAGCAUGAAUUUGUUCGAUUUGGGCGGCCAAUUACUGAGAGUGGGCCGUUCGAUUACACCGCCUAAUGCUUUGGUUUGCGCUUCUACGAAUUCCACAAUGCCCACAGCCGCUGCUGUGGCCGCCGCUGCCGCCACCGCUAAGAUACAGGCACUUGAUGCAGUUGCCAGCAACGCGGUGCUUGGCCUUUCUGCAACUACUCCCACACUGGGUAUUUCUCCAUUAGCUGCAGCAGCUAAGGUGGGUGCAUUGCCAAUUGCUGCUGCCAGUGCAUUACAUCCACCAGGUCUUGCCGUACCUGCUGCUACUGGCGGUGCCGCUGCAUUCCUUCCCGCUGGCGUCUUCCAAGCGCCAGCAGCCCUACCACCAAAUCUAUUGGGUGCCGCACCUGGUAUGCCAAAUGUGACCACUGCUGCUGCACCAGUUGUUGUUACACAAACCGCUCUACUAGCAACACCAACUAUGGGCGCACCUUCAAUGGCUACAAUUGGUAAUCUUGGUGCUGGUACAGUAUUGGGUGCUGAAGCCGCCCAACACGCAGCGGCUGCUGCAGCCGCGGCAGUAAGUGCAAAUGCCGCAGCCGCCGUGGCCGCCGCGAAUAAUGUGACAGCGAUGCAUAACUUACAAUCCGCUAAUUCAGAGCAACUGAAAAAGGCGCACGAGAAGGCACAGCAGGAGGAAUUGCAAAAAAAAUUAAUGGAUGAGGGUGAAACGCAGACGCUACAGCAGCAGGAGAAUAUGUCGAUUAAGGGCCAGAGCGCACGGCAGCUAGUUAUGCAGAGGCUAAUGCGACCACAAGAGUCACGUGUGAUCAUACUGCGAAACAUGGUCGGUCCAGAGGAUGUAGACGAAACACUGCAAGAGGAGAUACAAGAAGAGUGCACAAAAUUCGGCACUGUUAGCCGUGUGAUAAUUUUCAAUGAAAAACAAACGGAGAACGAAGAUGAUGAAGAAGCUGAAAUAAUUGUUAAAAUAUUUGUCGAGUUUUCAAGCGCUAUUGAGGCAAUGCGUGGACGGGAUGCUUUACACGGACGCUUCUUUGGUGGGCGCCGCGUUGUUGCCGAACUAUAUGAUCAAUCACUUUUUGAUCAUGGUGAUCUAUCGGGUUAGAAUAUAAUUUUCGGUGAAAUGAGAAAAAGUGUGCCCAAUAAUAGUGGUAAAAAAUUAAAAACAUCAUGCUGCAAAUGUAUAUGGUAUUGUACCAAAUCCCCGUCAUUGCUUUCAUACUUAACAAACGAGUGUUUUUAAGGUUUUCCUUUUAUGUGCACUAAUUGUCUACAGCUGAAGUUUUCUUCGACAUUACCAUUUCUAGUUCCCCCCUUAAACCUUUGACCGUUGACGAUGUAAUGAAUGUAUUCGCGUGUAAAAUGCCGUUAAAUUAAGUAAAGAAGAAAUAUCUUAAUUUCUGUAAAAUUACUAAUAAAUAUGUUAAGUAUUUAAACAAUAA
Bactrocera neohumeralis is the source of this 2465-nucleotide messenger RNA. It is a transcript of the gene hfp, whose product is annotated as poly(U)-binding-splicing factor half pint. Bases 161 to 2128 code for a protein of 655 amino acids. Gene Ontology annotation, cellular component: precatalytic spliceosome; catalytic step 2 spliceosome. NCBI's taxonomy places the organism in Eukaryota, Metazoa, Arthropoda, Insecta, Diptera, Tephritidae. Gene Ontology annotation, biological process: regulation of alternative mRNA splicing, via spliceosome; alternative mRNA splicing, via spliceosome; mRNA splice site recognition. The record is from RefSeq and is a predicted model, not a curated record. The transcript has 6 exons. Gene Ontology annotation, molecular function: RNA binding.